Messenger RNA from Daktulosphaira vitifoliae (grape phylloxera), 1040 nucleotides. RefSeq lists its product as uncharacterized. The coding region runs from base 207 to 938 and encodes 243 amino acids. NCBI's taxonomy places the organism in Eukaryota, Metazoa, Arthropoda, Insecta, Hemiptera, Phylloxeridae. The record is from RefSeq and is a predicted model, not a curated record. The transcript has 6 exons.
GCUCAUGGUGCGCUUUAGUGGGACAACCGUCCCCAGGACGGUGAGCCUUGGAGCAACGUACCUGUACUUUCGCGUAAACAAAACCUAUUCCGUUUUGUCCAACGCGAGGGACAGGCCGGUUCCCUCCUGCUGGAAUUAGACAGUAACGGUACUCAGUGCACAGUUUGCUCGGAUACCAUCCUCAAUAACUCGCAAAUCUUAUCAAGAUGGAAACUUUCAUACUAAUUUUAACACGCGCGUUACUGGGACUACUACUUACAACGAUUGCCAAUGAAAUAAUUGAAUACUUGUCUUUUAAAAACUUACCCGAAGCAAAAGGAGAAUUUUAUAAUUGCUUAAAUAACAUUGAAUUUGACGACAAUAUACAAAUAGAUAAAGAAUCAUUAUAUGCAUUUUUAAAUGACAUAAGAGAAAGUUAUGUGUCCGGUAAUUUACCACCGAUCAAUACGAGUAAAGAAGUAAUGAAAUUCAUUGGAAUGUUCGGUGAUUUAACACUAAAUAAGAUCAGUAAAGAAUUAAUGAACUCCAAAGGAGAACAAACAUCAAGUAUUAAAAAAGAUUUAAACAUUUGCUGUACUAUGUUUCAUGAGAGAUUGUUCGUAGUUGAAGAACCUAUAUUAACUAUAAACAAUGAUAUUGUUGCUAUGGCUUUAAAAAGAUAUGAUUCAGCUGUAAUUAUGCUUUAUGACUGCUUCAAAAAGUAUGGAUGUUUACCACAUAUUAAUGAAAGGAAAUUGAACCAUGACUCAUUUCGUGAAUCUACGAUCCGUAAUUUAAAAUACGUUAUCUCUAAAACUUCCACUCCUCAAUAUAUGGUUAAUGUUGUUCGAACUUUUCUUUUUGGUAAUAAUCCCAUUGAAUUUGGAAAAUAUUGUUCUGCAGCUUAUUAUACUUUAAUAACUUUAGUUGAAAAUCACUCUCUGGUUUGUUCUGGAUGAAAAUUACUAAGCAUCUCUUAAAAAUUUUUAAGAUUUUCCCAUUAAUUGCGAUUUGAAAACCGGAACUUAUAAUAAACUUUAAUAAAAAAAUUUUAUAUUCUG